AUGGAGGAGGAUUUUCAAUGUAACAUUUUAUCCGAUAACAGUUAAGAUGAUAUUAUAUUGAAAAAUAAAUAAACUAAUUAAUUGACAAUAGAAAUUGAAUAAAAAAUAUCAUUAGCAUAAUAAGACUCAUUAACAAAAAACAGCAAAAUUUUGGAUGAUGAAUUUGGAGUCGAUAUCAUUUCAUAGGACAGUUGGAAAAGUAUUCCCAUUAUAGAUCCAUAAAUGAGUAAUAUGAAUAACUAAUCAGGAUUAAAAAAAUAAAAUUAAACCUGUGAUUUUAGAUAAACAAUUCAAUAAGAAUAGAAAAAACCAGAUAUAACAAAUCAUUAUCUAGAAUAAUAAGAUGAAUUUUCCAAUUUUAAUAUUAUGCCCUCAAUAGAACCCAAAAAGUUUUCACAUAAAAAAAUAAAAUAAAAUAUUUUAUAAAAAUCAAAAAGCAAUAAUAAUGUGAUUUAAUAAUUGAAAUAUAUUGAUAGUGAUAACACAGAUGAAGUGGAUAGUGAAGAUGAUUAAAAAAACAAACCUUAAAAUAAUAAUAAUUAAUUAAAGGAUGAAAUUUAAGAUAAGAAAUAGGAAGAUUAAAUUAAAAGCAAAGAAUAAAAAUAAGCAUGGUUAUUAAAAAAUAAAAGAAAAAUACAUGAAAAUUAGGUUGAUAAGAAAGAUAAUGAAAUUUGGGAUUUCUUGGAGAUUGUAAAGGAUGAGCCAAAUUAACCUAACCUAUUUGAAUAAGGUUUAUUUAAAAGGAGUGAUUAUGGUAUUUAAACUACUAUAGAAUAACUUAAAUAACAAAAAUUCAAAAAGGAACUGCACAAAUCAGAUUUAAAAAGACUAUAACUUUCAUCUACAUUAAUGAUUCAGGAAUAAAAGAAAAAUGAAAUUCUAGACUCUACUUUUAUGGAGUUAUAAGCUCAAAAUAAUAAUAAUGGAAUUGAAGAUUUUUCUGAUCCAAAAGAUUUAAAAUAAAAUUUUGAAGUUAGCAAUGUCUUUAAUAAAAGAGUUGAAUCAUAAAAGGUAAAUCCGUGUGUUUAGAAACAUAUUAUCAAAAAUACAGAAAAUAAUCUUAUUGAAUCUUUGAAAAUUCCUUAAUAAUUGCAGGCAUCAGAUUAAUUUUAAUAAAUUAUUAAAGGUUCAAAUAUGAGAACAAUGCAUGACCAUCAAUCCCAAAAGAAUCUUUAAAAUUAACCUCAAUAAGUAUUAAAAAAACCUAAAGGAAAUGAAAUUAAUUUAAUUUAAUAAAAUCAAAGUAUUAAACAAGAGAAAAGGGACUUUAUAUAAAAAUGUGAUGAUCCUUCUAUUAGGCGCGAUAAAAAUGUUGAUAAAUCUCUUAAAUUAUCUGGAAGGGAUUACUCAAACAAUUAGAAAUAACAAAAAUAGUAGGAAGUUAAACAAUCAAAUAUGGAAUAAUAAUUAUAAAAGUAAUAAAGGUAAUAGGAAAGAUUUAAAAAUAAUCUCCAAAAUUUAGAUGCACAAUAACAAUAUUGUAGUUUAACAGAUAGAGAAAAGGGAAGGAUGAAAAAUGAUAUAUAAUCACAUACCUUAGAUAAUCUCUUAGGUUAAAGGGGAAUUGAAGAGUUGUUAAAUGAAGAUAAUAAUGAGUUUAGAUCAAUCAAAGUAGAAUAGAAGAAGACGGGUGAAUCUAAAAGAUUAUCUAAAUUUAAAAUGAUGUUAGAAAGCAAUACAGGACAAUCAUUUUAGACUGGAAGGCCUAUUUUUGAAUUUAAUAGAUUAUUGAAGUAUUUGUUUCUGAAAAAUUAUGAAAUUCCAGAUAUAGCAGAUUAAGAAUAAAAGAUAAUUCCGAAUAGAUUUGAAAGUGCAUUAGAAUACUGUAAAAUUUUUGAAUACUUAUUUUUAAAUGAGGCUUGUGCUUAAAUGAAAUAGGAGUUAAUAGAAUUUUUGAAAAAAAUAGAAAAGACUACCAAAUAUCGCAAAGCACAAAUAAAAAUAGAUGAAAAUGAUCAUGAAUCAGAAGGAUCUAUCUUUGUCAUGAGAGGACCUUAAACGAUUUAAUAAAAGGUACCUUAGGCAAAAAAUAAAUAGUAAACAGAAUUAGAGGGAAAUGAUUAAGGCUAUUAAGAAGAUUAGCUAUUUUGUUAUGAUAAUAUUAAAGAUGGAGUUUGUGAUUUAACUACUCACAAAAAUUUUGUUGUCUUGAUAACAAAUAAACUAAAAUUAAAGUUAAGAUAGAUUAAUUAAUUGCAAGGAGAAAAUAUGUGUUUUUUUGGUAUUCUGAUUGACCCAUAAAAAGCCUAGUAUUUGUAAUAAAUAAGAAUUCAAACCUUUGUAAAUAAAUAAAAUUUCAAUGUAAAUUAAUGGCAUAAUGUAUUUCUAUUUCCAUUUUCUAAACUUACUACUUUAAUCCGUGAAUAUUAGAUGAUAACAAAGUUAAACUAAAAAACUCCUUUAGCAGGAUUAAUUUAUAACCCCAGUACAUAAUAAUAACAGAUAGGUUCAGAUAUAGUAGGAAAUGGAACAGAUUAAUUUAAAAAUCAAAUCUAAAAUAAAGAUUUGUUAGACUCCUUUUUUUAGUUAGUUGAUGAAAAAUACAAUAAGAGCUAAGCAAAUUCAAUAAGAGAGAUUAUUUUAAAAGAAAAAGGAAUAUGUUUAGUAUAAGGACCGCCGGGUACAGGGAAAACGCAUUUAUUACUUGGACUAUUGUCGGGUGCAUAUGAAUAUAUGAAAUUGACAAAUAAAUUUCCAAAAAAGAAAAUAUUAAUCUGUACACCAUCUAAUGCAGCAAUAGAUGAGAUUAUAUUAAGAAUAGUUUAAAAAGGAGGGUUAUUCGAUUCAAAAGGCAAUUCUCGAUAAGCGAAUCUUAUUCGAAUUGGUUUACUUGACGAAGAAAACAUUCAUUCUGAAAUAAUAAAGAAGGUUUCUUUGGAAGACUUAGCAUAACACAAAUUAUUUUCAUCUAAAAAAUUUAAUGCUGAGCAGGAUUAAAAAACUACUGCAGAAUUAAGAAUUGAAUUAUGCUAGAUUUAGACUCAUGUGAAGAAAUUAGAAAAGAAAUUGACUUAGCAUGGCUUACCUUCUGAUGAGAGAAAAAUAAUAAAGGAACAAAUUAUGUAAUUUAAUGAUUUGAGAAAAACUAAGUAAGAGUACUUAGAGAAAACAAAGGAUAGUAAAAGAUUUCAUAAAGAAUUCUAUAAUUAAUUUUGUGAAAAAUUAUUGAAUGAUGCUGAAAUCAUCUUUAGUACUCUAAGUUCUAGUGGGUCUGAUAAAUUAUCUAAAUACUUGGAUUAAAUAGAAUUGUUGAUAGUAGAUGAAGCAGCCUAAUGUACUGAACCUUCUAAUAUCAUUCCUUUAAGAUUAGGAAUUAAAAAGAUGAUUUUGAUUGGAGAUCCUAAGCAGCUACCUGCUACAACAUUUUCACCCGUUUCCCAUUAAACAUUAUAUAACAGGAGUCUAUUUGAAAGGAUUCUAGAUAAUAAUGUUAAGCCUUAUUUCUUAGAUAUAUAAUAUAGAAUGCACUCUGAAAUCAGAAUGUUUCCAUCCGAGUAUUUCUAUUAGAAUAAGUUAAAAGAUCAUGAAUCAACAAAUACAAGAAAUUUACCAUCAAAGUUCUUUAAAAAUAGAGUUUUAUUCUUAGAUAUACUUGAUGGGUAAGAACAGAAGGAUGGAACAUCAAAUAUUAAUGAAUAAGAAGCAAUAGUUAUAGUUUAACUAAUAAAAUCAAUAAAAGAAGAAUUUCCAACUUAAACAAUCGGUGUGAUUUGUGCCUAUAAAUCAUAAGUUAGAUACAUAAAAACGUUGCUUAAAUAGAAAUUCUAGGAUGAAAACAUUUUUGAUGAGAAUACAAUAAGUAUCAAUACUGUUGAUUCAUUUUAAGGUUAAGAAGAAGACAUUAUAUUAUUUAGUUGUGUUCGUUCUUCUCAAACAGGUGGAAUAGGAUUCUUGAAUGAUGGAAGAAGAAUGAAUGUAGCUUUAACAAGAGCUAAAAAUGCACUUUUUAUACUUGGAAAUGCUAUUACUUUAUCAAAAAGUAAUUUGUGGAGAUCGAUGUUGAAAAAUAUAUAAUAAAGAAAGCUGUAUCGAAGGAUAGAAUCCUAUAAUUUUUAAUUUGAAUAAAUCUUGAAAGACCAAUGGAAUUAGAAUAAUAAAACACUGUCUCAAAAACUUAUUUGGUAUCUCAAUCAAACAUCUCAAGGAAACCAUGAAAAAUCAACAUAUACUAUAUCAGAUUUCCAAAUUGAAGUUACUGGGAAUCAAAAAACUAAUCCAAAUUAGAACCAAAAAAUUAUAAAGGAUACAACUCAAGAUGUCAAAAAUUAAUAAGAAAGUUCAAUAAGUUAUGACCAUAACUAUGGUGUAGAUUGUAAAGAGAAAGAGAGAAGCACUUCAGAAUAUUAAAUGUCUAAAUUGGAUAUAAGGAAUCAAAAAAGUCAUAAUAUUUAACAUUAAAUUAAAAAUUCAAAUAAUAUUAAUAAUAAAUUUCAUAUUUCAAAAGAUAAAAAAGUCUAACAAAAAAGAAAAGUUUAGGCAGAUGUUUAGUGGUAGAAGAACGAGUAUCCAAAUUAAGAAGACUUUGAUAUAAUAAAAAGUCUAGACUUUUUUUGA
Paramecium tetraurelia is the source of this 4554-nucleotide messenger RNA. RefSeq lists its product as uncharacterized. The record is from RefSeq and is a predicted model, not a curated record. NCBI's taxonomy places the organism in Eukaryota, Ciliophora, Oligohymenophorea, Peniculida, Parameciidae. Gene Ontology annotation, molecular function: ATP binding; helicase activity. The transcript is spliced from 5 exons.